Molecule: messenger RNA, 276 nt
Organism: Adineta ricciae
Lineage: Eukaryota; Metazoa; Rotifera; Eurotatoria; Adinetida; Adinetidae
Source: the annotation of a GenBank genome assembly
AUGCCAUUAUAUAAACCGUUGUGCUUUCAUUCAAACAAACAAACAGUCAUCAAUCUUGUCUGUUUAUCUGUUCGAACACGUCGAAUUAUUCUGCUUGAUCAUUCAUUGAAACAUGUUACACCACCCGCCGAAUUGAUCUCAACAACUCAAGCGAAAGUCUUAAUCGAAGUUCAAGGUGGUAAAUAUGAUUUGAACCAUGUCGAAAAUCCACCCCAAGGCGGUCUAACCGAUGCCGAAAAGCAGGCUUAUUUGGAAGAGAAACGAUCACAAAAUUAA